Messenger RNA from Guyanagaster necrorhizus, 449 nucleotides. RefSeq lists its product as uncharacterized. Bases 116 to 397 code for a protein of 93 amino acids. The record is from RefSeq and is a predicted model, not a curated record. The transcript has 2 exons. NCBI's taxonomy places the organism in Eukaryota, Fungi, Basidiomycota, Agaricomycetes, Agaricales, Physalacriaceae.
CACCCAGACAUCAAGCUCGAGUUCAAGUACACUCAUUCUAGUAGCGACCUUCGUUCGAUGAUUCCGAUCCCGGUAUAAUCCUGGUUGUCCCGACUACACCUCCUAACCAAAAACCAUGACACCGAUACCAGGCAAGCAAUUUGCGGUUGGGUCCUUGGAUGCAGAUCUUCAAGCUCAAGCUCAUAUCUCCUCUUUGGCUUGUCAGCCUGUACCCAUUACCACCCUGGACCGAAGCCGCCAACCUAAAGGGCAGAGACGACCGAUUCGUGAGGUCUUCGGCGGAGUUCCGAUAGCCUUUGGUCCAAUUUUGUUUUGCUACGACUGGGACCGUGGAGAGGAAGCGGACGAGGAUUACAAGACUCCUCCCCUUGAAGAAAUGGUGAAAGCGAAGUUAUGAUUGAGAUUAAUUUAUCAUUAUCGUUAUGAAUUUGUUCAAGUGCAUUUCUGGC